This is a messenger RNA of Populus euphratica (Euphrates poplar), 798 nucleotides long. RefSeq names its product DNA mismatch repair protein MLH1-like. Lineage: Eukaryota; Viridiplantae; Streptophyta; Magnoliopsida; Malpighiales; Salicaceae. Gene Ontology annotation, cellular component: MutLalpha complex. Gene Ontology annotation, molecular function: mismatched DNA binding; ATP binding; ATP hydrolysis activity. The coding region runs from base 83 to 661 and encodes 192 amino acids. The record is from RefSeq and is a predicted model, not a curated record. Gene Ontology annotation, biological process: mismatch repair. The transcript is spliced from 3 exons.
AACCGUAAUUCUUUCCCUCCUUCGUGACCCGCCAACACCACUCGGGAAGACACUCAUUUUCACUCUCUUCUUCUAAACAAAAAUGGAACCUGGUGAACACUCACCUCCAACAUCACCGGAAACCGACCUAAUGGAAAUAAAAACAGAAAAAACACCAUACUCACCAUCAGAACCACCAAAAAUCCACCGUCUAGAUGAGUCCGUGGUCAACCGAAUCGCCGCCGGGGAAGUAAUUCAACGCCCUGUUUCAGCCAUCAAAGAACUAGUAGAAAACAGCCUCGACGCGCACUCUACCUCUAUAAACGUCGUUGUUAAAGACGGUGGCCUUAAACUCAUUCAAGUCUCCGAUGACGGCCACGGCAUUCGCCGUGAGGAUUUGCCUAUAUUAUGCGAGAGGCAUACGACGUCGAAGCUGACUAAUUACGAGGAUUUACAGUCGAUUAAGUCAAUGGGGUUCAGAGGAGAGGCAUUGGCCAGCAUGACUUAUGUAGGUCAUGUGACUGUCACUACUAUUACUCCAGGAAAAUUGCAUGGUUACAGGGUUUCAUAUCGAGAUGGGGUAAUGGAGUAUGAGCCUAAGCCCUGUGCUGCAGUUAAAGGGACGCAGAUAAUGGUGUGUGUGAAUUGGACUUUUGAGUUUAUAUGUGGGUUGCUUGUUUAAUUCAUAAAAAAUUGCAAUAAAGAAAACAAAGUAAAUGAAGGGAGAAAAAAAUGGGGAUGUCGUUAUGAGUGCAAAAUUUAGAAGACCGUUGCAUGUUAAGGCUUGUUUGAUAGAUGAUUGGAUUUUGAUAUAUGUCA